AUGACAGUGUUUGAGCUAUGCAAGGAAUACAUCGCGUCUAGGAGCAGAAACCACGAGUUGUGCGCAUGCAUGUUGACUGGCGGCGUUGCUGCUAUACUUGCAGCCUCUGCAGGGUUGCGGUCUAACAAACCGCUCCCACUGAAGGCUGAAAGAUCAAAACCAGCGAGCAGUGUGAACGGGAAGGAAGCGCAAGCACAGGACAAGGUGAAAGUUCAGUCGUUUGCUGCAGCAGUCCGGCGCUUUCUUGCCUUACUUGAGAUUGCCAUUCCGUCCAUUCGUUCACGGGAAAGUGGAAUGCUGAUGAUAAUUUCUCUCCUCCUCAUUUCGAGGACAUUUCUAUCGUUACGUAUCACCAGCGUUGCAGCGGCGGUGGACAAAAGUGCUAUAAGCGGCAACCCCGCUACGGUGGUGCGCGUCGUUGGAUUGCUAUUGUGCUGGUUUGCUCCCGUUGCAUUAGCGAACACAACCUUGAGGUACUGCGUAGGAAUGCUGGGUCUGCGGUUGCAGUCUAACCUGGCCCAUCACUUGCAUCGCAUUUAUCUUAACAAUGAUGUCUUCUUUGCCGUCGCUAGCUCGCACUCGGUAAAAAACAUUGACGAACGCAUUACACGACACGUCGCAAGCUGGUCCAGAAACGUCGCGGGGUUUUUCACGUCUAUCCUGGAACCACUAAUCAACAUUGUCGCCUUUUCGUACAAGGUGGGUUCCACCAGUGGGUCACGAACGCUAGCAAUGGUGAUUGGCUACUACGCAUUAUUUGUAGCUAUUGCCCAAAAGUUUUCUCCCGAUAUGGAAGGCCUUGUUGCGGAGCAGCUCAGCCGCGAAGGUACCCUUAUCACUGCGCAUAACCGACUGCUGAAAUACGCGGAGGAGUUAGUGAUGUCCAAAGGACAACUGUUUCACAGAAAUCUCAUGAAUCAAUAUCUCGAGUCGAUUGUGCAGCAUAGGAGUCGGGCAGCAUUUGUGCAGGGGCGUUAUGGUUUGAUGGAAAAUUUAUUCCUGAAGUACGGCUCGAGGAUACUGAGUAACUUCGUGUGUUUGGGAGUUGUCCUCUCCAGGAAUACGGAGGCGACGAGCGGACAAGAUCUCCUUGCUCUCUUUGCAGAGACUUCUUACGUUUUCAUGAAGCUUUCGCAGGGGAUUGGUGGACUUGUGAGGAAUUGCAGGGGAUUUUUUGUCUUGCGCUCCUUAACUGACGAAAUUUACGAGCUCCAAGAAAGCAUUCAACACGCUACGGAGGUUCAACGGACGAGUAGACGAGCACUGGACGACGCUCCGAAGGGCAGUGCUGGUGAGAUCGUGCGUGGCGACUACAUAGCAUUUGAGAAUGUGCCCAUUAUUCUCCCAACCAACGAAAUGUUGUGCCGGGGACUGACGCUGCACGUGAAACCAGGAAUGAAUCUCCUCAUUGUUGGCGCCAACGGUUGCGGUAAGUCGUCUUUGUUACGGCUUCUGGCUGGGCUCUGGCCGCUUCAUGGUGGUCGUAUUGUAAAGCCUCGUAUGGAUCAAAUCUACUACGUACCACAAAGACCAUAUGUCCCCUGUGGCACGCUGCGCAGUCAAAUUACGUACCCGAAGCAAUUAUCAGAACUCGAAGUGAGUGAGUCCAUGCUGUACGAAUGUCUUGAAAUGGCCAAGCUGGAAGACAUACUCUCAAGGCCGCACAUCACGUGGGACACCGUCUUCUCGUGGUCUGACGGUCUGCUGUCGUUAGGCGAAAUGCAGAAACUCGCGAUUGCGCGUCUCUUUUACCACCGGCCGCACUUUGCCGUACUUGACGAGUGCAGCAGCAACAUGGAUAUUGAGAUAGAGGAGCGGUUGUACAGCAUGUGCAAGCAGUUGGGCAUCUCAUUGAUAUCCAUCACCCACCGCCGUACCGUGUGGCGGCACCAUAAUUGGGUUUUGUGGUUUAACGACCUCGGGUCCUUUAUGUUCUCACCGCUUUCCUUCAACGAACAUGGGACGGCGGUGCUCACACGCGUCGUGGCCGCAACGGACUCAUCAAUGAUUGGGCGUCAAGUGACACUUGAUGUAUCUGACGGGAAACAGUGA
Molecule: messenger RNA, 2052 nt
Organism: Trypanosoma brucei brucei TREU927
Lineage: Eukaryota; Euglenozoa; Kinetoplastea; Trypanosomatida; Trypanosomatidae
Product: ABC transporter, putative
Exons: 1
Coding region: 1-2052 (683 amino acids)
Biological process (GO): peroxisome organization; fatty acid beta-oxidation; very long-chain fatty acid catabolic process
Cellular component (GO): peroxisomal membrane
Molecular function (GO): ATP hydrolysis activity; ATP binding; long-chain fatty acid transmembrane transporter activity
Source: RefSeq, a predicted model, not a curated record